Anopheles marshallii is the source of this 1674-nucleotide messenger RNA. RefSeq names its product golgin-84 (gene Golgin84). The record is from RefSeq and is a predicted model, not a curated record. The transcript is spliced from 4 exons. The coding region runs from base 1 to 1674 and encodes 557 amino acids. Gene Ontology annotation, cellular component: Golgi membrane; Golgi cisterna. NCBI's taxonomy places the organism in Eukaryota, Metazoa, Arthropoda, Insecta, Diptera, Culicidae. Gene Ontology annotation, biological process: Golgi organization; retrograde transport, vesicle recycling within Golgi.
AUGUCUUGGUUUCAAGAUCUAGCUGGCAAAGCAGAAAACAUACUUACGAAAAUAGAUCAGAAUGCCGCGACUGUACUACAAACCCAACCAGGGUCUGGUGAUGUGGAAGGUGUUCCAUUACUGGAGGUCAGUGUCAUGACAAACGAAGUUGCUUCGCAGCAAGUAUCCAAAACGAGGCUUGUGCCGAAAAGUUCAUUGGUCAACAAAAAGUUGCCCAAAGGAAUGAUACGUUCCGGUUCUAAUGCGUCGUAUGAAAAAAACCAAGAACCAGAAGCUGAAACACAAUCCCUGAAAUCCGAAAAGCAAAACAUUUCCGGAUCCUCGUCCAGGCGUAGUUCGCUGAACUCAAAGAAGGAGGGAACCGUCAUUGAUAUGAGUGAGCUAGUAGCUAAGAAAUUAACCUACACUGAGCGUGAACAGAAUUAUUCGAUCGAAAGGGAGUUAGCUGCGAUCAAAAUUGUUCUCGCGGAAAUUAAGGCCGAACGCGAUGAAUUGAAAAGCGAGCUUGAUACGGCACUAUCUCAACAACUGAUCAAUGGAGAAACAGAAAGCAAACUAUUGGAGCUUGAGGUGCUGUGUCAGAAUUUAACGGAAGAGAAAAACAUUUUAGCUGGCAAGCUGCUCAGCAUUGAGGAAGCAAACGGUAAAUACGUCAAAUCCAUUUCCGAGCUUGAAUCAACGAUUGCGAAACACAUACAGUGCGAGCAGGAACUAAAUGGGAAGUUAGAGACGGCGAAACUGGAAACAGAGAAUGCUAUGGCCGAAUUGCAACAAUAUCGUAUUCGUGCCCAUGCAACGUUACAAUUGAAAGAGAAAACUAUUGAACAGUUAAAGGAACAAAUGCAUAGUGGAAGCGCUGAUGGUAGUAUCAGCACAAACGAUGUAAAAUUUAGUAACGCGGAACAGAUAUUUCAGAUUGAACUGGAGCAAACAAGGCAAGAGAAAGCAAACCUUUUGGAGGAACUAAACAAUCUUAACGAACGCAUGAAGCAACGUGAAGCACAGUGGAUGAGCAAUGAAGAAAAGUUACGGGCAACUGUACAAGGAUUAGAACAGAAUGUUCAGCGGUUUCAGCAACAAGUUUCAUUCGAGACGGAUAAAUUUAAAUUGCUAGAGGAUGAUUUCGCAACAAAGCAGAAAGAACUAGUAUCCGCCAGGGAAGAGCUAAUAAAGCAACGGACAAGCUUCACAUUACGGUUACAUGAAAGGGAAUCGGAGAACAACAAGCUUCGGAAGAAAAUACACACUCGACCAGUUAGUCCACUAAAUGAUCACGAAGAUCGACUAGCUUCACUGACACAAUCAUUAGUUCAAAAGCAAACAGCAUUAGAGACGGUUACGGCUGAAAGGAAUGCUCUUCGUAUACAACUGGAAAAAUUGGAAAACCAGUACCGAAGCACUGCAUCUCAAGUGAGGCAACAGCGUGCGGUUUAUUUAAACAGUAAUGUGACUGAUGAUGCCAAAUCACAGGUUCCAAACUUCAUGUUAGAAACACCUUUUGAUAAUAACGUGGCGCGAAGGAUGAAGCGGGCAUAUUCCUCGCUCGAUUCCAUUGGCAUACGGUUGGGUGUGUUUCUGCGCCGUUACCCAUUGAUUCGUAUACUUGUGAUAGUCUACGUCGCUGUUCUGCAUUUGUGGGUCAUGUUCGUGCUUUUGUCCUCUACGCCUACGUAG